Molecule: messenger RNA, 2007 nt
Organism: Rhododendron vialii
Lineage: Eukaryota; Viridiplantae; Streptophyta; Magnoliopsida; Ericales; Ericaceae
Product: probable receptor-like protein kinase At1g80640
Exons: 10
Coding region: 49-1686 (545 amino acids)
Biological process (GO): protein phosphorylation
Molecular function (GO): protein kinase activity; ATP binding
Source: RefSeq, a predicted model, not a curated record
GAUAAACUAUUCAGCGUAGUUUACAAACUGGAAAUAUGGUUCGGAUUGAUGACGAAGGAACCACACUGCGGCACCCUAGCUAGAUCCCUCGUAUCACGGAAACCUUCAAACCUCCUUCCAUCCUAUCCAACUUCUGUUAUCUUCUCCUUCUUUUUGUUCUUUUUGGUUUGGUCACAACAAAUCCACCCACACACACUGACACACGCACAUGAGAGAGAGAGAGAGAGAGAGAGAGAGAGAGAGAGAGAGAGAGGGGAGAGACCCAAGAAAUUCAAAUUCUCCUUGGGCUUCACAGAUUACACAGAGUUAAUUCCCUGGUUCCUCUGUUUGAACUUUCACGUCUCCUUCAACAUAAGAGAGAGAGAGAGAGAGAGAGAGAGAGAGAGAGUUCUGGGUAAAAUGAAGAUUCUUCUUGUGGUUGUGCUUCUUCUACAUGGACCCUUUUGGAGUUCUCACUUAAUUGGGGUUGAUGCCAGAGCAGACCCUGCGGUUUCUCCAGGGACUCAAGUGGGAAUUAAAGAGCACCGCCAAAUGGAUCCAAACAAAAAUUUGGUUAUAGCCCUCAUUGUUGCCUCUUCUGCACUGGGUGCCAUCCUAUUGUCUUUAUUGUGUUUGUGGAAUUUCCGUAGGAGGAACUCACUCAAGACCCACCAGAAAAAUGCAUAUAACUCAGAUUCCCUGAAAGGACUUUCAUUAGCCCCCUUCAUGAGUACAAAUAAUGCCUCGAGAAUGAGUUGUAACAAAGGAGCUGCGCUUUUAAUGGAUUACAAGUUUCUUGAAACGGCGACAGAAAAUUUUCAAGAAAGUAAGAUUUUGGGUGAGGGUGGUUUUGGUUGUGUUUACAAGGCAAAGUUGGGAGAAAAUAUCCAGGUCGCCGUGAAGAGACUAAAUGGUGGAAGUCCAAAUUCCGUAAGGGAAUUCGAGACUGAGGUGGAAUUGUUGAGUAAAAUUCAGCAUCCAAACAUAAUUUCUCUCUUGGGUUAUAGCCUUCAUGGGGAAGCAAGACUUCUUGUUUAUGAACUGAUGCAGAAUGGAUCCCUGGAAACUCAAUUACAUGGACCAUCCCACGGAUCAGCUUUAAGUUGGCAUCACCGGAUGAAAAUUGCUCUCGACACAGCACGAGGGUUAGAGUAUCUGCAUGAGCACUGCAAACCAGCAGUUAUCCAUAGAGAUCUGAAGUCAUCAAAUAUUCUUCUUGAUUCCAACUUCAAUGCCAAGCUUUCUGAUUUUGGUCUAGCCAUUGCUCAUGGGACUCAAAACAAGAAGAACCUCAAGCUCUCUGGCACCCUGGGUUAUGUAGCCCCUGAGUAUCUAUUACAUGGUGAAUUGACCGAUAAAAGUGAUGUCUAUGGUUUCGGAGUUGUUCUUUUGGAGCUUCUACUGGGUAGAACGUCUGUAGAGAAACUGGGACCAUCUAAAUGCCAAUCUAUUGUCUCAUGGGCCAUGCCGCAGAUAACUGACAGAUCAAAACUUCCAAGCAUCGUGGAUCCUGUGAUCAGAAAUACAAUGGACCUAAAGCACCUAUACCAAGUUGCUGCUGUAGCUGUGCUGUGUGUGCAACCGGAGCCAAGCUAUCGGCCAUUGAUUAAGGAUGUUUUGUAUUCUCUGAUCCCUCUCGUUCCGGUCGAGCUUGGAGGGACACUAACAGUAGUUGCACCACCUGCGGUUCUUCUUUGCAGUGGCUGAUACUGCCGGAAGUAGUCAAAGUGUUUUCACAUCUCAGUUCUAUAUUAUUCGUAGCUUGAUGUUAAUCAUCAGCAAGAUAGAACCACACCAUGUAAAUUACGAUGUAAUAAAGUAGAAAAAAUAGGAUUAAGUACACAAAAUAAGAUUCCAAUUUAUUGGGCUUUUGUUGGUAAAUUGGAUAUCCUAAUCAGGUCUUCAUUGAUUUUAGGUAAAUUUACCAGGCUAAGCAAAGACGGAAAGACUAUUGUCUGUGUUCUCUACCUUGGCACCUUUCUAGGAUUUGCCGUGCAAAACAUGAUGAAAACAAUUUAUCUUCCAAAA